Molecule: messenger RNA, 1508 nt
Organism: Neodiprion virginianus
Lineage: Eukaryota; Metazoa; Arthropoda; Insecta; Hymenoptera; Diprionidae
Gene: Ccdc58
Product: protein MIX23
Exons: 2
Coding region: 227-655 (142 amino acids)
Cellular component (GO): mitochondrion; mitochondrial intermembrane space
Source: RefSeq, a predicted model, not a curated record
GGGAAAUAACGAGAACGAGUAUUUUACAUAUUUAUCGGUUUCCUGCAUAUUUGCCUGGAAAUAUUCUAUCACCGAUACAUGCCGAAAUUCCUGCUCUACUAGGCUAAUAAAGAAAAUUUGUUCAAAUAGUGAUGCAAAUGUUCGACAUAUCGAGAACCGCUUCUCGUAGCGCUUCGAGUUUGUCGUUCGACUCGAUCGUUACUCGUUAAACCGAGACACGGUGAUCAUGGCUUGGAUCGCAGACUGUGGCGAUUUUUUAGAAUUCCAGGAUAAUCUGAAGAAAAUGAGACUUUUAGAUGACAAAAUAAUUUAUACAUUGAACACUGCGAUACCCACCGAUUCGUUCAAAGGCCAGGUGAAUGCGACCGCAAAGUGUAAGGAUCUGUUUCAACAAAUUCAAACAGGUCACGCACAGAGAGAAGUUGCGAUUCAGACGUGCAUAAAUGCUACCAAAGACCGUGUCAAAAGUUUGAAGGAACAGAGGGAUUCUGGAAAAGACGAUCCUGAGCUAUUAAAAUCUCUGAGAAAAGAACAAAAUAAGUUACGUUUACUUCAGACUGAACUGAAUGUAGAAGACGUUGUUAAACAACAAACAACCCGGGUUUAUAGUGAACGAUGCCGUUCAUAUUAUAAACCACCUAGUAAACAAUUGUGAAAAAAUUUUUAUCCGGACAUUAUUUUUAUGACAAGUAGUUGUUUUAUACAAUGUCGUUAUACUGUCAGUCAUGUGUAUAAACUAGAAAUUUUUUUUGACCUCUGGUGUUUUAACAGAAGUCGUAUAAUCAAUGUUUAAUUGAGUGAAACAACGUUACUGUCAGAUUACAAGUGUUAUUUGAUCUAAAUGAAAUCAUUUCUUUCUAUUUACACCCUUUAUAAACAUAUUGAUGACUUAUGAAUGAAUAUCACACCUUCAAUGAAAGUGCUGACUUUGUAAAUAAAUACCUGUAAUAAAACUUAUGUCCUGCAACCUAUAGAAUGCCAUAUUUACAAUGAAAUAAAUUUGUGAUUCACUGAAAUCAGCAUAAUCGGAUGAUCAAGAAUUAGCAGCUGAAGUCAGCACUUUAUUUUCGUUAUUGUUUAUUCUAAUUCAAAAUGUAGAUUUUCUGUACAAGCAUAUUAUAAAGGUAGAAUUCUUUUAACAAUGAUCAGAGAUCAACAAACUUAUUUAAUACUAUAAUUUGUACAGGAUACCCAAACAUAUAACAUGAAAAUUUUUCGACCAAACUAGGAAGCUUGGUUUAAAAUGAUCUAAUCAUCACAAAUAAUGUACGCUCAUCUUAAAACGUGAGCAAUAGCUAAUUGUCAACCUUGGUUAACAAUUGUGAAUUAUAAUAAUUAAACACUCUAAAUUCCACUUAUAGAUUUCUACUAUGACGAACACAAAUUUUUCAUCAAUAUAAUUUCUAAAUAACUUGCUACAAUUUAAUAAACAUGACAUGACACUUUUUCCUUUUCAGUAAAAUCAGAAACAGUUCCACUCUGCAGAAAAAUUCAAAUUCCACGUGGGA